This is a messenger RNA of Aureobasidium pullulans EXF-150, 862 nucleotides long. Its product is annotated as MRP-L47-domain-containing protein. The transcript has 3 exons. Gene Ontology annotation, cellular component: mitochondrial ribosome; mitochondrial large ribosomal subunit. NCBI's taxonomy places the organism in Eukaryota, Fungi, Ascomycota, Dothideomycetes, Dothideales, Saccotheciaceae. Gene Ontology annotation, molecular function: structural constituent of ribosome. Gene Ontology annotation, biological process: mitochondrial translation. The coding region runs from base 1 to 780 and encodes 259 amino acids. The record is from RefSeq and is a predicted model, not a curated record.
AUGUCAGUCCCGAGCAGACUGUUUUCGCAGGGUCUGCAAAUCCGCCAAUCGAGCCUACCACCGGCCUUCCUUCUCCCGUCUCUCUUCACCUCUUCAUUCUCGACAUCGAGCCCGCUAUCUGCUCGUCGCGACGGCAACCCCAAAAGAGGUGUAUCAGCUCUUCGUCGCACUGGUCUUCGCCGUCGCCAAACCCUCUCCGUAAAGCCUGAGGACCUCCCCAGGCCCGUUACCGACAGCAAGGAGCGUUCGGAAAUCGACGUGGACCCCAACCACGGACUCUGGGGCUUCUUCAACCGUGAGAGAUUUCCUUUUGCGACACCAGAGUACGACAACAGCCACGGCCGAGCAUGGACUGUCCAAGAAUUGAGAGGAAAGGACUUUGAGGAUUUGCACAAGUUGUGGUGGGUCUGCGUCAGGGAGAGAAACAGAUUGUCUACCGAGUCGUACGAGAGAGGAAAGGCAAAGGCUGGCUACGGUGAAUACGAAGCAGGAGCCAGAGAAGAAGAGGUCAAGCACACACAAAAGGCAAUCAAGCACGUUCUGACCGAGCGCUGGUACGCUUGGGAAGAUGCGCGUAUGCUUGCUGAGUCCGACCCUAGUGUGAAUCUCUAUCCUAAAGCUGGAGAGCCCUCUUACACCGCCACAGAAAGCGCCUUUGAGGAGUACACAGAGCCGGAGCAAAUCCAAUCAGCACAACAGGACAGCCAAGUGCCUUCAUCAGAGGCUCAAUCGCAAGUGGUUCCUGAGCAAAUCAAGACACAGCAGGAGACGCGGGUAUAAAGCGGAUCAGGGGCUUCAGUAUUUCUUGACCGAGUGUAUUAUGACAACUUGUACAACAAAUUUGAAAAGAAGAUGAAUGAAA